CCCAACUCGGAAUUCGAGGUCGGGAACUCGGACCUCUUCCUCGAGUUCCGAUUUUCCGACUUGAAGAUCACUAACCUCGUGGUUUUUGUUCCCAGUUGUCUUGAAAGCACCAUAAAACGUGGACAUUAAACAUUUGCACAUGCUGAAAAUUCAUGAGCUCAAAAGUAUUAUAAGUCAUUUGCAUUUAUCAGGGAGCUUUGAAAUAUUCUGAAUUUGUAGAUAGAGUCCGAUUUCAUUGACGAAAUGUAUACUUUUUUUUUUGCCCUUAAACGAUUUAUUUUAUAUCUCGGUGUAUAACGGAAACAAACGUAAUAUUGGUAAAACGAAAGUUAGAUGAUACAAACCUCAAUGAUUUAAUGAUGGUUGAAAUGAUUUUCACCUGUGUACAUUUGAUCUAUUAGAGGACUGCAAUAAUAGUGGUGAAAGAUUAAUGCUGGAGCAUCCACUAUAAAAGGCCCUACAAUUGGGAAGUGAAGAAUGGUCAGACUUCGUUUGCUCUGCCAGAAAAACAACGAUCUAGAGAGACUUCUGUGACUCUUCUAAGAUACAAAGCGAGGGAUCCAAACUGUGUACAUUUUGAAGCCAUGAGCCGCGGAUUCAGUGAAGUUCAACGUCCCUCCACAGUGUCCUCUGUGACCGAGCCCAUGUGCGUACUCACCACAGAGUGGGUGUGGUUCUGGAAGGACGAGUACGGCAAAUGGAUCCAGUACGCAUCCAUCAAAGAGAUGCACAGAUUGUCGUCCAUCACCAGUGAAGACCUUGAGAAAAGGUUCCAGGAGGAUCACAGUGCUGUGGUGAAGUUCACUGCAGGCCAGCAGUCUUAUGAGCUGAGUUUCAGAGACAUGACGCAAAAAAACAAAAGAUACGGUACUGUAAGGAUGGUCAGGCGUCGUCCUGUGUUUGUUUCAACUGCAGACAGCAGGACAAAUAGAACAUACAAUUCCUCUCAGAAUUUCAGAGAUGUUCCUGGAUUUUGGGACAAGUCUGCCAUACCUGACAUUGGAUAUAAGACAGUCACUCUUCUGAGUUCUGACAGGGACUAUCAGAAGGUCCAGAGACUUUUCAACAAGACCAUGAGAGGCUUCCAGAUCACCAGCAUCGAGAUGGUCCAAAACAGGGACCUCUGGGAAGUCUUCCAGUGGAAAAGAGAUUUGAUGAAGAAAAACAAUGGGGGUAGAAACAGCAAGGAGCUACAUCUCUUCCACGGAACGGACCCAAAACACGUAGAGGCCAUUUGCAGAGAUAACUUCGACUGGAGGCUGUGUGGAACCAAUGGAACUACGUAUGGCGAAGGGAGUUACUUUGCCAGGGAUGCCAAGUACUCACACAGCUUCACCAGCCACUCAGGAGUGAGGUCCAUGUUUGUUUGUUGGGUGCUUGUUGGUGACUACACACAAGGGAAGUCGGACCUCCGUCGCCCCCCUCCAAAAGGCGAGGGAAAUCCCACUUUCUAUGACAGCUGUGUGGACAAUGUCCUGAACCCAUCCAUAUAUGUGGUGUUUGAAAAGCACCAGGUGUACCCCGAGUUCCUCAUCAGAUAUGAUGAUGGCGUCAUGCACUUGUCCUCUUCGGCUCCAGCUCCACCAAAAACUGUCUCUAUCCAAUCCACUUACAUAGUCCAAUACCCAGCAUCCAACCAGAUUCAAGCAGCAGCUUCUGUUACGCUGCAAAACUCUCGAGUUCCAUCCACUUCCACUUUGAGUCCAUCUCAAGCAGCCACCACUUUCUCUAAUCCAACCAAUUCUCUUCCCCCGUCACGUCUCCCAAAACCUGCCCGAACCAAAUUGGGAUUCAGUCAAUCUGCAGUCAUCAUGAAGCCAGCCCCAAGUUCUCAAUUGGUGGAUACCACCCUAGGCCAAGCUAAUUGGUCUUACACUCCCUCAUUCAGCAAACUCCCUCAUAAACUCAUUACCCAAGCCAGCGCCCCCCUCGUACACCCACUACCCCACCCAGCACCCCCUCUUGUACACCCACUACCCCAGCCAGUAUCCCCUCUUGUACACUCCCUACCCCAUCCAGUACCCCCUCUUACAUACUACCUACCCCAGCCAGUACCCUAUCUUAUACACGCGUUACCCCAGCCAGUACCCCCAGUACCCUCUCGUACAACCAGUAACCCCUCUCGUACAACCACUACCCCAGCUAGUACCCCCUCUCGUACACUCACUACCCCCUCUCGUACACCCACUACCCCAGCCAGUACCCCCUCUCGUACAACUACUACCCCAGCUAGUACCCCCUCUCGUACACCCACAACCCCAGCCAGUACCCCCUCUCGUACACCCGCAACCCCAGCCAGUACCCCCUCUCGUACACCCAGUACCCCCUCUCGUACACCCACAACCCCAGCCAGUACCCCCUCUCGUACACCCAGUACCCCCUCUCGUACAUCCACAACCCCAGCCAGUACCCCCUUUCGUACACCCAGUACCCCCUCUCGUACACCCACAACCCCAGCCAGUACCCCCUUUCGUACACCCAGUACCCCCUCUCGUACACCCACAACCCCAGCCAGUACCCCCUUUCGUACACCCAGUACCCCCUCUCAUACACCCACAACCCCAGCCAGUACCCCUUUCGUACACCCAGUACCCCUCUCAUACACCCACAACCCCAGCCAGUACCCCGUUUUAUGCACCCACUAGGCCACCCAGCAUCCCCUCUCGCACACUUACUCCUUCAGCCAGUGCCCCCUCUCGCACACUUACUCCCUCAGCCAGUGCCCCCUCUCACACACUCAUUACCCCUGGCACUGCCCACACUCGCUCAAGCAACCCCUUUCGCACACUCACUACCCCUGCCAGCCUCCCUUCUCGCACACUUUCCCGUUCAACUGACACAUCCUCUCAGGCUCACACUCUCUCUGCCAGUAUUACCUCUCACCCACUAUCCCCUUCAUCCUCAUUGAGCACACCUUACCACACACUUUCUCACUCAUCAUACACCCACACUUACACAGACUCCUCCACACUCUCAGGGUUUCACCACUCCACAUCGAGCACUACUUCUGACACAUCUACUACUAUCACAUCAUCUAGAGUGCAGGAGUUAAUUAAACAAUUUGGUGGUCAAAGUUCAACCUGUUGAAAAUGUGUAAUGUUUCUGAAUAAUUGCAGUUUCAUGUCAAAUAUGCAUAGUUGGUGUGUUAAACCCUUGCAACAAACAAGAAUGAUGUUCAACACAGCAGGUUGGUGGCACCUUGGGGAGAACGGUCUCGUGUGAAUGACAGGAGCAGAAUAGGUGGAAUGGUAUCAAACAGUUUCCAGGUGUUUGAUGCCAUUCCAUUAUUAUGAGCCAUUCUCCCCUCAGCAGCCUCCUGUGAUGUUCAACUAGUACAAAGGAAUAUGAUGAGCAUGUUUCCUUUACUCUGGGACUUCUGUUCUGCUGACACAUUUUGUAAAGUAGUUGGAUUUCUGUGUAUUGAUAGAGGAAAAUAUAGUUUAGAUAAUCAAUUAUGUAUACAUUAAUGAUUAGAACCAUUCAUGCUAAUACUUGUUAUGAUUUGAAAAGUAUGGGUUCUUAAUUGUACUGUUACUGAAAAUGUAAGCAGAAAUGAGUUGUGUCUGUGUCUACUGGGAAGGUUAGGGAGGGAUGCUGUGGCUUUUCAGAAAGAUAAGAAAUGCCUGGGGAAAUGUUCCAUUCCUAAAACAAUGGGUUCUUGUGAGAAUCAGAGAGAGGGUGUAACUGAUGACGUCAUUUUAUGUCUUCUUUAGAUUUAAAAUGUAAUGUUCUUUGUAUUUUGGGUCAGUACUCAUCAAGAAUAAAUGCUGAACUUGUUAA
This is a messenger RNA of Oncorhynchus nerka (sockeye salmon), 3780 nucleotides long. Its product is annotated as mucin-2-like. The transcript has 9 exons. Gene Ontology annotation, molecular function: NAD+ poly-ADP-ribosyltransferase activity; NAD+-protein mono-ADP-ribosyltransferase activity. The coding region runs from base 585 to 2645 and encodes 686 amino acids. Lineage: Eukaryota; Metazoa; Chordata; Actinopteri; Salmoniformes; Salmonidae. The record is from RefSeq and is a predicted model, not a curated record. Gene Ontology annotation, cellular component: nucleus.